Molecule: messenger RNA, 3142 nt
Organism: Ooceraea biroi (clonal raider ant)
Lineage: Eukaryota; Metazoa; Arthropoda; Insecta; Hymenoptera; Formicidae
Product: photoreceptor-specific nuclear receptor
Biological process (GO): regulation of DNA-templated transcription
Molecular function (GO): sequence-specific DNA binding; zinc ion binding; DNA-binding transcription factor activity
Source: RefSeq, a predicted model, not a curated record
GACGUCAUACGCCAAUCUGACAUCGACGAACGAUCGUUCCGCCAACGUGUCGAUAUCGAAGCGGAACGUCGGUCUCGUUAGCGUGAAGCGUCUUACUCCUUUACGUUUAACGUCACGCCAACCUCGAUCACGUAUCGUCAUUUAUUAGAUUUAUUUUUCGUGUGUUCCGCUCUAUCGUGAUCGCCGAGAUCGAUGGUGAUCAAUGAGAUUGAUCGAGUUACCGAGAAUCGGAUAACCGUGCAUCGAAUCAAGGCGGUCGGUUAAAAAACUUGGUACAUUGAAAUUGGGAGGGUUGGAGAGAAGAGUCAGUGACCGUGAAGAAAGUGACUUACGUGCCACAGUGCAAAUACGCUGGAAUCUGGAAUUAUCUUAGCGUGUUUCACGUUACCCUGAUAACGAAUGUUCGAGGAGGCACGAUGAACGGAGCAGCGACGGUCUCGGCCACCGAAGAUCACCAGCAUCAGCAUCAGCAAGGACAAAAUGAAACGACUUCGGAGCAUCCACGAAGUCCUGCUAGUCCACUGAGCGUCAGGCACGACUCUGGUGAGAGCAGCGUUAUCUCCCCAGGCCUGCCGGAACGUUACAGUCCCUUGGGAGCGACGGGAUCCACGUCUAGCCAUGAUCCUUAUGCCUCUCGUUCGGUCCAGGAAUGCCCGGUGCCCCUUUGCAGAGGUAUGCCGACGGACUUUCCUCUGGCCAGGUCGCCGUACCUGACUGCACUCGGGAACGGUCAUCCGCACUUGUUGGGCCAGGUGCAGCAUCAACAGCAACAGCAACAGCAGCAACAGCAACCACAGCAGCCGCAGCACGGUAGCAAGCCACCGCGUAGUCUCGGAUUGAUAUGCGUGGUUUGCGGCGACACCAGUUCCGGCAAACAUUAUGGAAUACUCGCUUGCAAUGGUUGCAGCGGCUUCUUCAAGAGGAGCGUUAGACGAAAACUGAUUUAUAGAUGUCAAGCUGGUACCGGAAGAUGCGUCGUGGACAAGGCACAUCGGAAUCAGUGUCAGGCUUGUCGUCUGAAGAAAUGUAUGCAAAUGGGAAUGAAUAAAGAUGACAAUGUUACAGCUGUCCAGAAUGAACGUCAGCCAAGAAACACUGCCACCAUCAGACCGGAAGCACUCGUUGAAAUGGACCAAGAGCGGGCACUGCGCGAAGCCGCCGUCGCCGUGGGCGUCUUCGGACCACCAGUCUCCUUAGCCAUGGCGAGAUACACCACGCCGCUACCUCUGCCCACGGUUGCGCCGACAACAAAUUCCGCCAACAAUGCAACUUCACCUCGGCAGGACAACGAGGAUGGAAACGCGUCAGAGGACAGCAUAGACGUAACGAACGAAGAACCAUUGACGCCUCAACGAGGCGGAUGCGCGCAGCUUCCGCCGGUGCUCCCAUCGUUGUAUUCACCUGCGAGCGCCGAAACGGUCUAUGAGACUAGCGCGAGGCUGCUUUUCAUGGCCGUUAAAUGGGCAAAGAAUCUUCCUUCCUUCGCUGGUCUGCCGUUCAGAGAUCAGGUAAUAUUACUGGAAGAGGUCUGGUCGGAGCUGUUUCUCUUGAAUGCUGUCCAGUGGUGUCUGCCGCUUGAAUCGUCACCUCUCUUCAGCGCUGCCGAACUGACGGCUCUGACCCUCUCACCGCAUCCGCAUCCGCACUCGGGAUUACAUCUGCAAACCACUACGGGGAAGCCCAGCCAAGUGGCCGCGGACGUCAGGCAUUUGCACGACACCCUGCAAAGAUACAAGGCGGUCAUGGUCGAUCCCGCGGAAUUCGCCUGUAUGAAGGCCAUUGUUCUCUUCCGCCCAGAAACCCGCGGAUUGAAGGAUUCUAGCCAGAUCGAGAAUCUACAGGAUCAGGCGCAGUUAAUGUUGGGACAUCACGCGCGCGCUCAACAGCCAAACAGCCCUGCCCGUUUCGGAAGAUUGCUGUUGCUGCUACCGUUAUUGCGUACGGUUCCAGCAGCGAGAGUGGAAUUGAUCUACUUUCACCGAACCAUUGGUAACACGCCGAUGGAGAAGGUUCUUUGCGAUAUGUACAAAAAUUAAAGCCAUUCGAAAGCUUUUCGCGUGGAAAGGGCCUCGUCAUGAAUAUAUCAGGAUGCAAUUGGUAACGCGCGCGCGAUGACUAUCGGCAAAAUCCAAAAGAUUCUGAGCACCAGGGGCAAGAAGACGAGAUUCGUCGAAUCGAAAGGAUAAUACCAAAGACUGUGGCAAGCGCAACACCUUCCCACCUAAAUCAAAUCAGAGGGAAGGAUCAGGAGAAACAAGAGCUUCGUCCCGACACGAUCAGGCCUAAGGACAAAGUCCCAAGUCUCUUCGGUGAUGACGAUGACUCUGACUGGCGAGUAUCCCUACCGUACAAAUGCGAGGCACAGAGAGGCACGGUGUGUCGCCAACGAAUAAAACGGCAACUAAAGUCGACCGAGGGGCACUCAAUCGCGGCGUAAAUAUACACACAUAAAUAUAUAUACAUGUAUUUAUUUAUUAUAGACAUAUUUAUCUCGGGCGUUAGGCUCGCUACGUUGAUAGAAAACGUUUCCCCUCUUUCUGUUCCUAGAAGAUUGACGAAUUAAUCGACGAGUUAAUCGACGAAAAAAUCCGAGAUGUUUUAUUUUAUUUUAUUCCCUUUUCUUUUGUAUCUUGGUUUAUGUUCGUCGUAAAGUUACCGAAUUAGAGAGAAAAGUGACGGGAGCGACUUUGUGCAUGUGAAAAGUGCGAUGUAGAAAUUUAUUAUUUCACGGAAUACGUACGCACGCGUAUACAUAGUGCGAGGCUAUUCGAAAAUUUUACGCCUUUAUUUUUUCCUUGUUGCUCAUAUAAAAAAGUUUUAUGCUUUUCAUAGAUACGUGCGCGUGCCCGUGAUAAUUUGUUUCUUACGAAAUAUGAAUUAAAUUGCAUUUCAUAAUAACUUGCACCAUCAUUUGCGAUGAAUACGUAUUCGUAAGGUUUAAUAUGGCGUAAUGUCUCGAUUAAUAAAAGUAAUUUCGUUCACGAAUAUGCAUAUGAAGUUUUUGUUGACACUGUAAAUGAAUGCUCGUCCGCACUUUCUCUGUAUAUUUCGUGUUGUGAUACUAUUCGCUGUAAAAGUCUACGUAUUCUCAAUCAGUGAUAUGCAUUGUAACGAUUACUUGUAAUAAAAGAAAUCUCAUUAA